This is a messenger RNA of Gracilinanus agilis (Agile Gracile Mouse Opossum), 4127 nucleotides long. It is a transcript of the gene PRKCQ, whose product is annotated as protein kinase C theta. Gene Ontology annotation, molecular function: ATP binding; diacylglycerol-dependent serine/threonine kinase activity. The record is from RefSeq and is a predicted model, not a curated record. Gene Ontology annotation, biological process: protein phosphorylation. The transcript has 17 exons. NCBI's taxonomy places the organism in Eukaryota, Metazoa, Chordata, Mammalia, Didelphimorphia, Didelphidae. The coding region runs from base 854 to 2980 and encodes 708 amino acids.
CACAUUUUAAAUAGUUGUGGGAAAAAAUUUUCCAAUCUGAAACUAAUAGGAAGCAUAAUGUAUAAAGCAAAGUACCUGGAAUUAAGAUCUGUGUUCAGAUUUGCUCUCAGACACUGUCUAAUGCUAAGUAGGUUAUUUUCUCACUCUCUGCCUCAGUUUCCUCAUCUGUAAAAUGGGAAUAAUAAUAAUAAUAAUAAUAAUAGCACCUAAAACUCCCAGGGUUGUUAUGAUGGUAAAAAUCAGAUAUUCGUCAACCAUUUUGCAAAUGUCAAAGAGCUUUAUAAAUGCCAGCUAGGGAGUGCCUGGAACCUGUUCCACCCAUCACACAAAUAGGCCAGGCAAAAUGAUGUGGUCCCAUGCUUGCAGGCAUGUAAGUCGGCAGGCACUUCCUAAACUCAUUUUCUUAUUACUGUCUGUUUCCUGAGUGUAUUUAUACUCGACUCCAGUCUAAAGAAAGAAAUGACAAAGCAAAAAAUAAAAAAAAUAAAAAAAAAUAAAAAAAAAAAACCCGCACCAACAUCCCAAAUGGUUCAAGCACUGAAGCUCUCUUUUGGUGCUGGGCAGUCUGGGUUCUUGUCUCCACGGAACUGAAAUGGUCCUUUCAGAGGGAUCCGGGGCUAGACAGGGAAACACUAGCCCCCAGCGGUGUGUGGCACUGUGGCUUUGGGUCAGACCCACAAAACGCGCUUUGCACCAGGGGAAAUAAAAAGACAUCGCAUGCUUAGAUGGAUUAUCGGCCCCACUUGGCUCUGGCUGUCAGUGAUAAGGCGCUGGCUACCGGAGGGCGGGGGUAGGAAGAAGUUGGAGAGCCCUGAAGGAGUGCUCGUCUUUUGUCUUUGCUCCAGGAGCCGUCAUGUCGCCAUUUCUUCGCAUUGGCUUGUCCCACUUUGACAGUGGACCCUGUCAGCCGUGCCAAGGAGAGAUGGUCAGCCCUUACUGCGCUGUGCUCGUCAAAGAAUCUGUGGAAUCAGAAAAUGGGCAAAUUUUUGUCCAGAAGAAGCCUACCAUGUACCCACCCUGGGACAGCACUUUUGAUGCUCACAUCAAUAAGGGGAGAGUGAUGCAAAUCAUAGUGAAGGGGAAAAACAUCGACCUGAUAUCUGAAACAACCGUAGAACUCUACUCGUUGGCAGAAAGAUGCAAGAAAAACAAUGGAAAAACAGAAAUCUGGUUAGAGCUGAAACCUCAAGGCCGAAUGCUAAUGAAUGCAAGAUACUUUCUGGAAACGAGUGAUCCUAAAGUCCCGAGUAAAUUUGAUACAGAAGGAUUCUUUACGUUGCAUCAUCGCCGAGGAGCUAUAAAGCAAGCCAAAGUCCACCAUGUCAAGUGUCAUGAGUUCACUGCCACCUUUUUUCCCCAACCCACUUUCUGUUCCGUUUGCCAUGAGUUUGUCUGGGGCCUUAACAAGCAAGGGUACCAGUGCCGACAAUGUAAUGCAGCAAUUCACAAGAAAUGCAUCGAUAAAGUUAUAGCCAAGUGUACAGGAUCAGCCGUGAACAGCAGAGAGACAAUGUUCCACAAGGAGAGAUUUAAAAUUGAUAUGCCCCAUAGAUUUAAAGUCUACAAUUACAAGAGCCCAACUUUCUGUGAGCACUGUGGAACCCUACUCUGGGGACUGGCAAAACAAGGGUUAAAGUGUGAUGCAUGUGGCAUGAACGUUCACCACCGAUGCCAAACAAAAGUGGCCAACCUUUGUGGGGUAAACCAGAAACUCAUGGCAGAAGCCCUGGCAAUGAUCGAAAGCACCCAACAGGCUCGAUGUUUACGUGACACAGAACAGAUCUUCAGAGAAGGUCCGGUUGAAAUUGGCCUUCCUAUCCAUUUCAAGCAAGGAGCAACAAUUCCAUAUUUACCAAUGACUACAACUGGGAAAAAAGAACCUCAAGGAAUCUCUUGGGAGUUGCCAAUGGAAAGGAUGGUGAACACCGAACCUCUUUCAGGACCGGUACUGAAGACAGAACAACCAUCCUUAAAAAUGAAAUUCAGUAUGGAGGAUUUUAUUUUACACAAAAUGUUGGGAAAAGGAAGUUUUGGCAAGGUAUUCCUGGCAGAAUUCAAGAAAACAAACCAAUUCUUUGCAGUAAAAGCCUUGAAGAAGGAUGUAGUUUUGAUGGAUGAUGAUGUCGAAUGUACGAUGGUGGAAAAGCGAGUUCUUUCACUGGCCUGGGAGCAUCCGUUUCUAACUCACGUGUACUGCACAUUCCAGACUGAGGAAAACCUUUUUUUUGUGAUGGAAUAUCUCAAUGGAGGAGACCUGAUGUACCAUAUCCAAAACUGCCACAAGUUUGAACUUUCUAGGGCCACGUUUUAUGCUGCUGAAAUCAUUCUUGGUCUACAGUUCCUUCAUUCGAAAGGUAUCAUCUACAGGGACCUGAAACUAGACAAUAUUCUACUAGACAAGGAUGGACACAUCAAAAUAGCUGAUUUUGGUAUGUGCAAGGAGAACAUGUUUGGAGACAUGAGGACAAGCACGUUCUGUGGAACCCCUGACUACAUUGCACCAGAGAUACUGCUGGGUCAGAAAUACAACACUUCCGUGGACUGGUGGUCCUUUGGUGUUCUCCUCUAUGAAAUGCUAAUUGGUCAGUCACCUUUCCAUGGCCAAGAUGAAGAAGAGCUCUUCCACUCUAUCCGAAUGGACAACCCCUUAUACCCAAACUGGCUUCAGAAGGAUGCCAAGGAUAUUUUAGUAAAGCUUUUUGUGAGAGAACCUGAGCGAAGACUUGGGGUGAAGGGGGAUAUUCGUCUACAUACCUUCUUCAGGGAGAUCAACUGGGAGGAUCUUGAAAGAAAGGAGAUAGAGCCGCCAUUCAAACCAAAAGUGAAAUCUCCAAGCGACUGCAGUAACUUUGAUAAAGAAUUCCUGAAUGAGAAACCACGACUAUCUUUUGCCGACAGAACGCUGAUAAACAGCAUGGACCAAAAUAUGUUCAGCAACUUUUCCUUCAUUAACCCUAAGAUGGAGAGGAUGUUAUCCUGAGGAUUUAGUCUUUCCAGAGCCUUUUGGUUGAAGGAAUUUGCCUUCUUUCUUUGAACUGAUUCAAGCAACACUUAAUCACGUCCUUUUUCAUCUCAGAGAAGAAAAGAAACACUCAACAAUGAGGGCUCAGAGCUUUUACCAAUACUCCUGACAUUUAUCUGUAGAGUAAGCCAUCUCUACUUCACUAAUGACAAAUGCCUCGCGUUACAUCUCCUGCCAUCUUUUACAGAAUGCUCUCGAAUUUCAGGACAUUAGAGAAAGGACUCGCCGUGAGGUUCAGAUUUGCCAUCUCACUCCCUGCACAGUAGUAAUUUACUUGAAAGAUGGUACUGCGUACUAUGAAAGAUUGAACAACUUAAUACUGCCCUAAAUUAGCCCCUGCACUUGAGUACAAAAUGCCGAUCAAUGGACUCCUUGAUGAAUCAAGGCACAAACUGCAUACGAAACGUCUCGAGACUAUAACAGUUCGUUGCCAAAUGCCGUAGCAAUUUUCCUCCAGCCUCAGACCAGGAGCUGCUGACCUAUUUUACCCUGUUCACAUCUGUGGAAGCUUAAAUGGCCAAAAGAAAACUGAGAACAGUAACAAGGUUUUCAUGGGAAUCCUUCACAAUAAAUGUAACCUGUCACUUGAGAUUUGCAAAACCAUUCAUUCUGAUUAUCCACAUUCCCCACACUGUUUUGCAAGAGAUAACAUUGGUAAGUUGGAAGAACGUAUGUCUCCCCUGGAAGUUUAAUAGUCUAUUUCAUCUGGUUGUCCUGGCAAUGAAGAAAUUAAAUGCAGAAUCUACAAAAGAUGAUAUCAAAUUAUUUCCCUCAAUUAAAACUUGCCUCGACUUUCCACUAAUCCAUUUUUCACUUGAUGCCAUUUUUAAUGGCCGUUGCUGACUACCAUCCUCAUUUUAUUAGAGGAAAAGGAACACAACCAUCAUGACAACUCAAAACAUCCAAUGUCAAAAUACUCCAGGGAGAUUAACCCAUCUUCUCUUGGGUUUUUCCGUUUUGUUUUGUUUUGUGCAACAUUCAAGAUAAAGAACCUUGUGUGUCAUUUUAGUAGGCACCUUGUUUGAUUAGAAUUCUUAACUAGGGCACUUUUAAAGUGCCGUUGCUGUUUGUAUAGUUUAAUAAAAUGUUGUGACUUAAUGGCAAA